Messenger RNA from Guillardia theta CCMP2712, 1293 nucleotides. RefSeq lists its product as hypothetical. The record is from RefSeq and is a predicted model, not a curated record. The coding region runs from base 1 to 1293 and encodes 430 amino acids. Gene Ontology annotation, molecular function: protein binding. NCBI's taxonomy places the organism in Eukaryota, Cryptophyceae, Pyrenomonadales, Geminigeraceae. The transcript is spliced from 6 exons.
AUGAGCCUCGUCGGAGUUGGACUUGGACUGACAUCAACUGAGAGUGGACUGGAAGUCACCGAAAUCCUGGAAGAUGGACCAGUAGACAGGACGGGCAAGGUCAGGAUCGGAGACAUUCUGAAGAAGGUGGACGGCAAUGUCUGUGGCAACACUGUCAAGUCCGUGAAGCAUCUGCUCACGGGGCCCGCGGGGAGCUCGGUGACUCUGACGUUUCUACGACAUGACAUUCUCGGCAUGCCUGAUGCUGUGUCCAUCUGCGUGAAGAGGGGGAUCCCACAGAUCCCCACAGGUCGGAGCUCGAAGCAGCAGUCCGGGAGGCAGGAUCAGGAACGACCAUCUCCCUUCUCCUCCUUCGGAUUCUCCUUCUUCAACUUUGGAGGGUCCGACGACAACGAUAGAGAGAACACCGACAGCAACCUCAUGACAGGGUGGCAGCAAGGACACGACUGGUGGCUGGCAGGAGACGAGCAGAGUCCUUCUGCAGAGUACGCGCCUGACUGCACUCCUUAUGGACUUGAAUCUCCAUUGAGCGAUGAAGAAGGGAUGCAGAGCCGUUCCCAAUCUGAGCGAUUUCUUCCUCACGGAAUCGAAAAUCCCAUGCACAAAGACGCUGUGAAAGUCUGGACUAAGGCUCAUGAUGACGAUGGAGAUGAGUUUGCUGCACCAAUCAGGCAGGAGAAGUUGGACUUUUCCAGAGAUUUGUCUAGUCACAAACUCGUCGAGAAUGCAACAGAACAGGAGCUUCGCCUGCUGCGGGCAGAGAGAAAGCAAGACAACUCGCGGAUCAUUAUGCUGCUCACUGAGAGAGAUGAGCUGAAGGAAAAGAUCAGCAUCACUGAAGCGAAACUCCGACAAGAGCAAGAGAAAGUGACGCAAGUUGAAAAGGACAUGAAGAGGAAGACAGAGACGGAAGCAUCCCUCCUACUGAGAGAAGUUCAGGAUGCCUACGUGACGCUUGUUUCCUCGAGGCAAGCAUCAGCCAACCUGGACCCUGAGUUCGCUCAAGUCGGGAGCAACAGCGAAAGACUCUUUUGCAUGGUCAAGGCAAUGAUUCAGGAGGCCCAAUCGCGUCAAGAGGAAGAGAAGAGGAUGGAAAAGGAUCUCAAGGCUGCCAAAGAGGAGAUUGAAGGCCUCUCAGCCAAGAUUUCGCUCUUGCAGAUGCAGAAAGAUGAGGAUCAUCGUCAGAUGUCGGCCAUCCGCGAAGAGAGAGAAAAUAUGAGAAGUGAUCUCGCUAAAGUGAGAAAAGAGCUGGACAUGUCGCUGCAAGAGUUGCUGAACGCCUAUCAAGUGUGA